AUGGACGAGGAAGGUCAGUUUGACGACUGCGGUGCACCUCGCAUUUCGUGCAUCCUCGAACAGCAUCCUGAAGGCUCUAUAAUCAGGUUACUAGAAGACGGAGGACUACGACUACAACGGGAGGAUUGGCCAUAUCCGCAAGUGGCUGAUAUCUCCCUUUUUCGUCGUUGCAUGGCCCGUGUGGAGCAGGCUGAAGAGCAAGGGGCACUUAAAAUUGAAUUGCGCCAUGUUGCGACACGACUUCAUGCAAUGAAGGUGCUCUUCACGGACUGUAGGGCCAGCUUCACGCCCGAGAAUUGGAGCAAAGUUGACCUUGUCGCCGCGCAUUGGUCCCGUCCCUUGACACAUCGCAUUGUACUCUCAUCAGAGUCCUCGACCAUGAUAUCAGUUAAGGAAGAGCCAACAAACCUGUCCACGGCAACUGUGAGCACCAUCAAGAGAAAGUGA
Molecule: messenger RNA, 447 nt
Organism: Fonsecaea monophora
Lineage: Eukaryota; Fungi; Ascomycota; Eurotiomycetes; Chaetothyriales; Herpotrichiellaceae
Exons: 2
Coding region: 1-447 (148 amino acids)
Source: RefSeq, a predicted model, not a curated record